AUGGGAUCUAUUUGUGCAAAGGAUAAAACAAACAAAAUUAUCAUCAAAAGCAAUGCAAAACCUGGAAAUACACCAACUCCUAAUGUUCCACCAAAAACCAUGAAUACAUACAAAUAUGUUGGUGAAGAGUUUCAAUAAGAAAUUGAAAAAAAUGAUCCAUCUUAUUCUCAGAAAUAAUAAAGGUGGAAUCAAUACUACCAAAAGAAAUAUGAUCUAAUGAAUGAUGCGAAUUAUAGUGCUUUCUUAAAAAGAUCACCAUCGAUUGAGUAAUUAUAAUAACAGACUAAUGAAGAUGAUCAAUGCAAAGAGCCGAAAUUAAAUUCUAACAAACAGUUUUCUAAGAAAUUAAUAUUGUAGCUAGCAUAACAACUUGGCGGUCCUUUCAAAUUGACAAAUCAAGAUAUUAUAGAUGCUUAUCUUCUAAAAGAAAUCAAUAACGAAGAUUUUAAAAACAUUCUUAUGGAUGGAGCUAUUUCCAAAUACAGAUGGAAUUUUUGGAUGGCACAAGUUUAUAGGAACUAAGAUUAUGAUCCACAUCUUUAUUCAAAAUUGAAAAAUGAAACUCCAUCCCAAAAAGUCCUCGAAGAUAUAUCCAAGGAUGUCAAUAGAACUUUUCCUUCUCAUGAUCACUUCAAAGACAACAAUUAAGGUUAGCAAUAAUUAUUAUCAGUUCUCAAAGCCCUUUCCAUUCUCAAUGAGGAUAUUGGAUAUGUAUAAGGAAUGAAUUAUAUAGUUGGGUUCUCUUUAAUUGUCAGUGGAGGUAAAGAGGAAGAAGUCUUUUGGCUUAUCCAUUUCAUUAAUACCAAUCCUCUCUUCUUAUGGUGGGAAAUAUAUAGAGUCAACUUUCAUUACACCAAAGCUUUGUGUCAAGUCUUCUUAAAAAAUUUUAAUGAAUAACUCCCAGGUCUUUAUCAGCAUUUCUAAGAUGAAGGAAUAAGUGAGUAAUAAUACAUAUGGUAAUGGAUUUUAACCUAGUUUUUAUAUACAUUCCCCAUUGAUAAUGUGAUUUACUUUUGGGAUUUUAUAUUAGCAACUGAUAUCUUUUCAAUCAUUAAAAUUAGUAUAGCAUUACUUAAAGAAUUUGGAUAUGAUUUACUCAACAAAGAUAUAGGUUAAAUUUCGGAAUUUUUUACUGGGUUAAUUAAAGAUCAAUUAUAGAUAGACAUUCCACAAAUAAUCAAUGCUGCAAAAUUGAUAGUUGUAAAUAUGACUGAUGACUAAAAACAAUUCUUUAAAAAUUAUAAACCUUAAUCAUCUACUUGA
This is a messenger RNA of Paramecium octaurelia, 1263 nucleotides long. The record is from the annotation of a GenBank genome assembly. Lineage: Eukaryota; Ciliophora; Oligohymenophorea; Peniculida; Parameciidae.